This is a messenger RNA of Priapulus caudatus, 258 nucleotides long. RefSeq names its product UBA-like domain-containing protein 2-B. NCBI's taxonomy places the organism in Eukaryota, Metazoa, Priapulida, Priapulimorpha, Priapulimorphida, Priapulidae. The record is from RefSeq and is a predicted model, not a curated record. Gene Ontology annotation, molecular function: protein binding.
GACACGCCGACAUUACAACAACAACAGUCGAGCAGUACGGUGUUGUUAGUUUCGGCGUAGUUUUGUCUUAAAUCUCAGUGAAUUAUGGAGAAUUUACGAGAACAAGUGAUGAUAAACCAAUUUGUGAUGGCUGCUGGAUGUGCCAGGGAACAAGCGAAGCAGUUAUUACAAUCAACACAAUGGCAAUUUGAGAGGGCACUAAGUCUGUUCUUCCAAGAAGCUGCAAUUAAUCAGGGAUAUCAUAAUCAUCACCAUCAG